UGUAACCUCAUGUUCGACGACAAAGGAAAUUUUCGUACAUUACAUGCCACUAUUCGUACCCAAGGGGUCGUACCAAGGCAAGUGAGUUUGCUUCCGAAAAAGAUCACAUACCUAUUCUGCAACUGUUUACGCCGUUGAUCAAGCAGAGAUACAUCAGUAUGGGUCUAGCAGCAUCAAGACAAGAAGCAUUCUGGGAGGCGUGUGGGUUUGGUAACGUGGAAAGGGCCAAACACUUCCUGCAAGAAGGCGACAUUGACGUUAACUGGGUCUCAUACACAAAUGACUGCUGUCCGAUUCAUGUGGCAUCCCAAGGCAAACCAGAGAUUGUCCAGCUCUUGCUUGACCACAAAUGUGAUGUGAAUGUCAGGGACAAUCGAGGCAACUUGCCUAUCCACCAUGCAGCCAUGAAGGGCCACACCACUAUUGUACAGAUGCUGAUCAAUGCAGGCUCAGAAAUUAAUGCUCAGGAGAAGAAUGGCUGGACAGCUCUGCAUAAUGCAGCAUACUGGUGCCAAUCGGAGGUUGUGAAAUUGCUGGUUAAAAAUGGGUGUGAUGUCCACAAGCAGAACAAGGAUGAGCGCACAGCGCUUCAUGAGUGUGCAAGGUCUCAGUGUCGGGAAGAGUUACAUCUCGGUGAGAUAGCACGCACACUGAUCGAGGCAGGCUGUGACAUCAACAGCAAGAGCAGUGACUGGGGAGAGGCUGAUCUGACAGGACUCAUGUACACUGCCUACCAUAACCAUCCAGACGUGGCGGCUGCACUGAUAGAGGCAGGAUGUGAGCUGGAUGCUGUUGGAACGACAUUCUGGACGGCACUUCACUGGGCAGCAGACAGAGGGAAUGAUGAGUUGGUCUACAUGCUCCUGGAAGCAGGGAUCAACCCUACUAUAAGGGACAUGAGGGGAGAGACAGCCUAUGACCGCGCCAAGUCUGAUCAGAUGAGGGAGGUACUCAAGACAGCUAUAGAUCUACACAAGGAGCUGAAUGCUAUGAAAGUCACACCCAUUCUUCAAGUACUUAAAUCCACCCCCAAGACUGCAGACAGUUUUAAACCAAAAUGUGAUGUCAACUUUAAGAGUCAGUCAUUGCUCCCCAAGGAUUGGAAAACUUCUAAUUCCUUGAAUGUGAAAAAUCUCAUCAACGAGAAGAAGUCAAAACUUGCCGCCAUGACAUCGGAAAAGUAUCGCAGUGAGUUAGCUCGUAGAACGGGGACAGCUAUGAUAAAAGAUGAAGAUGUUAAAACAGCUGAAACAGAGGAAAAAAAGGACUUCCAAAAAGAUUCAUUUGUCGAAACUGAUACGUCUGACAGUUUUUCUAAAGGUGCUGAAAAUAUCAGUUUGUGUUCAGAGACUGAAGUGACAGCUGAUGAUCAAAUUGAAAGUUUUCACAUUGAUGCUGCAGAAUUUGGAAGCACUGUUGAAAAAAGUGAUAUCAGUUCGGAUGAAACCUGCAAAAUGGAAACAGAAGUAGAAUAUGUGAAAACAGAUGAUGUAUACAUGAUUGAACAUGUUCAUGGCAAUACUGAAGAGCUUGGAAGCACACUGGUGAAAUUGAAAGAGGCAAACCAUGUCAGUUCAGUUGAAAUUGUCAAAACUGACUGUGACAUUGUGAUAACAGACAUAAGAGAAAGUGAACAGGCAAGUGGUAAGAACUUGAAAGAUUGUGAUCGUGAUCAUGCUUUAAAAGAAAUUGUCGGAGACUUUAAAGUUGAACUUGAAACAAUGAAAGAUGAGAGGAAAUACUCGGAAGAUACAAUUUGUGAGGGACAUAAAGUAGGUUGUGGCUCAACUUGUGAAGGAAAUGAGAAAGUAGGUUUUGACAAAGAUAUUGCUAAGCAACUUGUAACUGAGACAGGUGACAAUGAAGCACUUCAAUAAGUUUAUGGUCUUUUAGAAGAAAAAAGUCAUUUAGACACUAAACUGGCAGUUUUGAAUUGUUGAAUAGAAAAUAAGCACACUUGCGUAUAAAAAGGAAGAUAAACAAUCAUAUGAGCAUGUAAUGUGUUUGAUGAAAGAAUAUUAUGUAGCCUUAUAUUCCCAGGGGAAAAGUAAAUGCAUCCUUAUUUUGCAAACUAAUACAUGUAUUUGGUUCCAUUUACUUAUACAAAGUGAACUCUGCUUUCAAUUUAUUGAACAUAAUACACAAUUUUACUCUU
Molecule: messenger RNA, 2155 nt
Organism: Dreissena polymorpha
Lineage: Eukaryota; Metazoa; Mollusca; Bivalvia; Myida; Dreissenidae
Product: putative ankyrin repeat protein RF_0381
Exons: 10
Coding region: 159-1877 (572 amino acids)
Molecular function (GO): protein binding
Source: RefSeq, a predicted model, not a curated record